AUGCGGGCCGCUCUGCUCCAGUUCGGCAACCUGAUGGUGUUGGGCCCCGAGCGCGGCGCGCCGCUGAGCGGCGCGAUCCUCACGCCGCUGGACGCGGAGUCGCCGCCGCUGCCGGCCCAACAGCAGCAGCAGCAGCAGCCGCAGCCGCCCCCCGCCGCCCACUGGCGCUGGGCGAUCGAGUCUCUAGGCCUCGACCCCCGCCAGCGCGCACUCGCAGCGACCCUCCUGUCCAUGUGGCGCGCCCGCAUGGCCGCGCUCACGCGCGCCCGCGAGGCGCUGGCCGCGCGCUGCGCGGCGCUCGCGGCCGACGCGGCGGCGCACGAGGCCGCUCUGUCAGACCUUGGCUGCGUCCAGGCGUCCUACAUUCUGAAUAUCACGGUUUUUCUAUUGGCGCUUUAUGGGACCAUCCUCACUGCCCAGCAGCACGCGCGGCUGUCGGCGGCCGCGUGGCCGUGGGCGCCGUCGCUGCAGAGCAUCUGCAUCGGGUUCCAGGAGCUCGGGUGGCUUGAGCGGACGCCCGUCGCGGCGCCGGCGGCUGGGGCCGGGGCCGCCGUGCCCGCGCCCACGCCGGCACGCUGA
Molecule: messenger RNA, 579 nt
Organism: Monoraphidium neglectum
Lineage: Eukaryota; Viridiplantae; Chlorophyta; Chlorophyceae; Sphaeropleales; Selenastraceae
Exons: 1
Coding region: 1-579 (192 amino acids)
Source: RefSeq, a predicted model, not a curated record